AUGGAUCAACUGAGGCCACUAUUAUUCCAUGACGGCCUUCGCAGUCUUUCUCUGUGCAUACCAUGCAGUAUCUCAAUUUCCCUCGACGAUGCACGCGAGCUAGCCAAGGCGCUUCCCUUCCUCGAGAAACUCGAAUUCCACAUGCUUUCCCAUUCUUCAGUGACACUAGACUGUCUACUUAUCAUUGCUGGAGAGUGCCAGCUGUUGACGCAUAUCAUCACACCGAUUGCUUGCUCUAUGCAGCUUACAUCUACUAUUUCACCACUACCGACCCAACCGAGUCUCAAACACCUCCACCUUGCUAUACGCGACUCGAGCAACAUCACUGCACUCUGUCAAUCUUUGGAAAACUGUUUCUCCUUCCUCACCAUGCUGCGUUUGGAAGAGAGCCGCGACACCUCCCGUACCGAUUCCCUAAUAACUUGGAGCAUCCUACGGCCAUUAAUACAACUUACCAACCUCACAGUCUUGGAGAUACGCCUCAAGUCAUAUGCGUUCGAACUUACGGACGGAGAUAUCAAGGAAAUAGGGAGAGCCCUCCCUCAUCUCACCUACUUAACAAUUCGUGGACAGUGGCGGCUAAAACGAGACCCCUCGCGGCCCCCUGUGACCUUCAGCGGUAUACUAGCGCUGGUAGACCUCUGUUCAAACCUGGGGGAAGUUACAAUACACGCAAACGUCAGUUCCACGUUUUUUCAGAUGACUCUCGGCCAGCGCAUCGAGCUACGGUGCGGAAUCCCGCGUAACACGUCGCUGAAAUUUCUCGACGUGCUUGAGACGUACGUCCCGUCGGGUGACAUCCUCGAUUUUUCUAUCCUUUUAGCUGUCUCGUUUGCGAGCCUCGACUUCUUCCGCAUGAAUGGCACCGCGUAUGGGCGCGGGAACGGUUCUAUAGGCAAACCACUUGCGGUGCUCAGGCAAGCUGAGAAGCAUUGCAAUUUUAGCAGGAUGAGCGCAGACGAGCUGCGACAGAUCGUUGGAUCCUCAAAUACAGAUGUAAAUAUCAGGGUGAAGUUCCUCAUUACGUGGUUCAGUCUACUCCGUGGAUCUACUAGCAUGGCUUUGGCUGGGAUUUUGGACCUAGAGGCAGAGUUGCGAUUUGACUUUGUCAAGGAAUCAGAGGCAAACAGUUACUCCAAAAAUGUUUUGGGAAAAUUCCUUGACAGUGAAGUCUACUUAGGUUUGCCAGCCCGGACACUGGACUCUGUUGAAGGAGGAAGCCGUAUUGACUUCAAUCUCGCCCCAUUUGAUGAUGGAGACAGCGACGAGGAGUGGUGUUCUGUGGGAUCAGAGGAAAAGAUCUCCAUCUCCGAGCUCGAGAGCGAAUUACUUAAACGCGAUAUUCACGUCUCCGAAAUCAUGCCAUACGAAAGAAAAACCGAUCAUCACCAAGAUCUAGACCAACCCCAAAUUCUCUCCCCUCACCGGAGACACGAUCGCAUCAACCCGCGGAUCCAUGAUCGGACGCAACAUGCUCUAAGACCGCCACCACCACCUACACUCCCUUCAUUACGAAAAUUAUAUACGCGAGAGGUUAUUACCGAGAGAGAGAUAGCGGACACUUACUGUUCUGCCAAAUUUGACACUGUUCAGUACGGCACAUACAAAGCCCGCCCGGCAGCCCUAAUUAUCAUGACGUAUACCUUUCAUGCUUCAAACCCGUCCUUGCACCGAUUCCGCCGCGCAACUAUUGAUGUCAAGUUCAGCGUCAUACACCCACCGUAUUCGGGUGCACUACCCACCCCUGGUAAAGAACAAGAGUGUCCUCCGACAAGUGCUGUUGAAGUCCUCGGGUAUGCUCCUCGGGGUUUGUACGGGGAGGUUUCGUUUUCGCAGAUGACGAAGGAGCGUGGAAUAUCAGCUCCGAUACAGGGCGGCCCUUCCUUCUUGUCGCUUUCUAUUCAACCAAAGGUAUCAUACAAGGAAGAAGCAAAGAAAGGGAGCUGUCUCGUGAUUGAAGGUAGCGAACGCGGGUAUCCUCCGACAAGAGUCGUUUGGUCUGCCGUAGAGAAUGAACACUACCCAGACGGACUCGCCGGAAUACCAAGCUGGAUUCGAACAGCAGUUAUUGUGGGCAUCGAAGAGGGCUGUGCACAAUUUCAAGCGAAUAUUCGCCUUGACACGUCAGUUGGUUUCACUGUUGACCCGAGACGGUGGUGCCCACUGCUAGCAAAACGCGACGACCCUGUGCAUUUCAACACUGCGAAGCCUCUCAUGCGCACGCACGAAGUUCUAGGGCCUUCCUUUGAUGGUCUGGAUCUCGUAGCCAUGUUAGAAAUCGAGAUGGGAGGAACCAUAAGAUCGAUUAGAAAGUAA
Molecule: messenger RNA, 2316 nt
Organism: Coniophora puteana RWD-64-598 SS2
Lineage: Eukaryota; Fungi; Basidiomycota; Agaricomycetes; Boletales; Coniophoraceae
Exons: 7
Coding region: 1-2316 (771 amino acids)
Source: RefSeq, a predicted model, not a curated record